CACUUGACACACCCUUCUCUCCUAAAUUAACUAAAACAAGAAAAAAAAACAAAAGGGCAGAUAAAGAAAAGAUGUGGGAUGAAACUGUUGCCGGACCUAAGCCGGAGCAUGGCCUUGGCCGCCUCCGCAAUAAGAUCACCGCUCAACCCCUUGACAUCAAAGGUGUAGGAGAAGGAAGCAGUAGCAAAACUGUGCCGGCUGUUGCGGGAAGUCCUGGAACUCCGACGACGCCAGGAUCUGCACGUAAGGAGAACGUGUGGAGAAGUGUGUUUCAUCCAGGGAGUAACAUAGCCACUAGAGGAAUGGGCACAAACCUCUUUGACAAGCCUUCUCACCCUAACUCUCCCACUGUCUACGACUGGUUGUACAGCGACGAUACUAGGAGCCAGCACCGUUGAGCGGAGAGACGAGAGAGGAUGGACUGACAUACAUGCCGGUGAAUUAGAUAUGCAUCAUGUCUUCCUUCCGCCACGUGUUUGUUUGCUGUUUCGUUUACUUUGGUUGUAUUCGCAACUCUUUUUCUUGUCGUUUGUGGUCAGUUAGUGAAUAGUGACCGUUUAAUCUCCACCACCUGGCUUGGUUUCGACGGUGGCGAUACGUCCUGCCUGUUGUCUCUUGUAAUAUUUCUAGUUUCCUACUGUUCGGUAAUAUUAACUACUAUUAAGCUUUUACUA
This is a messenger RNA of Capsella rubella, 674 nucleotides long. Its product is annotated as dormancy-associated protein homolog 1. The transcript has 3 exons. NCBI's taxonomy places the organism in Eukaryota, Viridiplantae, Streptophyta, Magnoliopsida, Brassicales, Brassicaceae. Bases 72 to 398 code for a protein of 108 amino acids. The record is from RefSeq and is a predicted model, not a curated record.